GCACACGCUUUGCUCACCCUCAAAAUUUCAUCGCCCAGUAAUCUUCCACGUCAUAUUCAUCCAGACAGGUCAUUGGCGGAGUGUUAAACUGCAUCACCCGCAGGUCUGAAACAGCCGAGGGACGACUCGAUGCAGAGUCUUCGGAAGAGCAAGCAUUCCGAAAUCCUGUGAAAUUGGAAAACCAAUCUGCAACCUCAUUCCCCUCUCUCGACGUACGAUUGAAAUCCGAAAUCCAAUCUCUUCGGAUCAAAUCACUGCUCCGGGUUACCGAAGAGUGAUGAUUCUCGCUUGAGAAGAACAAUCCCUAGAGAUUUUGUUGUAUCGACGAAAUACGAAUUCAUUUCUAUUUGGCUUUGAAGAUCGAAACGUACAUCGCCGUGCAAGAUUCAAUUCUUGUUGCUACGGAUACGCUGAUUGCGUGGAGUUAUCUGUUUGAAGAAGAAAAUUAUCUUGGAUUUAAGAUUUGGGUUAAGAUCUUCUCGUAAAAAUGAUGUCAAAAUCGUAUACCAAUCUUUUAGACUUGGCAUCAGGGAAUUUUCCAGUUAUUGGUCGGGAAAGGAGGCGGCUUCCCAGGGUAAUGACAGUUCCAGGAAAUGUGUCUGAACUUGAUGAUGAACAGGCUUACAGUGUGUCGUCUGAUAAUCCGUCUUCACUUGCUCAAGAUCGGAUGAUUAUUGUUGCUAACCAGUUGCCUGUGAAAGCAAAGCGGAGGCCAGAUAAUAAGGGAUGGAGUUUUAGUUGGAAUGAGGAUUCUUUGCUCUUGCAACUUAAGGAUGGGUUGCCGGAAGAUAUGGAAGUGAUUUACGUUGGUUCAUUGAGAGUUGAUGUUGAUUUGAAUGAGCAGGAUGAUGUAUCACAGAUACUGUUGGACAAAUUUAAAUGCGUCCCUACCUUUUUGCCACCUGAUAUUUUGGAAAAAUUCUAUGAUGGGUUCUGCAAGAGGCAGUUGUGGCCGCUUUUUCAUUACAUGUUGCCAUUUUCAGUUGAUCAUGGAGGUCGAUUUGAUCGAUCUAUGUGGGAAGCAUAUGUCUCAGCAAACAAGUUAUUUUCCCAAAGAGUGAUUGAGGUGAUAAACCCAGAGGAUGACUAUGUCUGGAUUCAUGAUUACCAUUUGAUGGUGCUGCCCACCUUCUUAAGAAGACGCUUUAACCGGUUAAGAAUGGGGUUCUUUCUUCACAGCCCAUUUCCCUCGUCAGAGAUCUACAGGACUCUUCCUGUCAGAGAAGAAAUACUUAAAGCUCUACUCAACUCAGACAUUAUUGGUUUCCACACCUUUGAUUAUGCUCGGCAUUUUCUUUCCUGUUGCAGUCGAAUGUUGGGUUUGGAGUAUCAAUCAAAGAGGGGUUAUAUAGGGCUUGAAUAUUACGGAAGGACUAUUGGGAUUAAGAUUAUGCCAGUUGGAAUUCAUAUGGGUCGGAUUGAGUCAGUGAUGAAACUUGCCGAUAAGGAAUGGAGAGUGGGGGAACUUAGACAGCAGUUUGAUGGUAAAAUGGUGCUGCUUGGUGUAGAUGAUAUGGAUAUUUUUAAAGGCAUUAAUUUGAAGCUUUUGGCAAUGGAACAGAUGCUUAAACAGCAUCCAAAGUGGCAAGGAAGAGCUGUGCUUGUCCAGAUUGCAAAUCCUCCAAGAGGUAAGGGGAUAGAUCUAGAAGAAAUACGGGUUGAGAUACAGGAAAGCUGCAAGAGGAUUAAUGAAAAUUACAGUCAGCCUGGUUAUGAACCAAUAGUUUAUAUUGAUAGGCCAGUUUCAAUCAGUGAAAGGGUUGCUUAUUAUGCAAUUGCUGAGUGUGUUGUUGUCACAGCUGUAAGGGAUGGGAUGAACCUUACUCCGUAUGAAUAUAUAGUUUGUCGACAAGGAAUAUCUGGUUUAGAAUCAGGUUCAGAUAUGAGUGGGCCGAAGAAAAGCAUGUUAGUGGUAUCAGAAUUUAUUGGCUGUUCUCCUUCACUCAGUGGGGCAAUCCGUGUCAACCCAUGGAAUGUUGAAGCAACUGCAGAGGCAAUGAACGAGGCUCUAUCAAUGGCUGAACCAGAAAAACAGUUGCGGCAUGAAAAACAUUACCGUUAUGUUAGCUCUCAUGAUGUGGCUUAUUGGUCAAGGAGCUUCUUGCAAGAUAUGGAAAGAACUUGCUCAGACCAUUUUAGGAGAAGAUGUUGGGGAAUUGGGUUGAGCUUUGGGUUUAGGGUUGUGGCACUUGAUCCUAAUUUCAAAAAGCUUUCAAUGGAUGCUAUUGUAUCAGCUUAUACUAGAGCUAAGAAUAGGGCCAUACUUUUGGACUAUGAUGGCACUGUAAUGCCCCAAAACUCCAUCAAUAAGAGCCCAAGUCAAGAGGUUAUCUCAAUCCUGAACACGCUCUGUGGGGACUCGAAAAACACUGUUUUCAUUGUAAGUGGAAGAGGCAGGGACAGCUUAAGCAAGUGGUUUUCUCCUUGCAGGAAGCUAGGAAUAGCAGCAGAGCAUGGCUACUUCUUGAGGUGGUCUGAAAAUGAAGAAUGGGAAAUCUGUGGCCAGAGUUCUGAUUUUGGGUGGAUGCGGAUUGCUGAACCUGUAAUGCAACUAUACACAGAGUCUACUGAUGGUUCUUCCAUUGAAAAAAAAGAAAGCGCUUUGGUAUGGCAAUAUCGGGAUGCAGACCCAGGCUUUGGCUCUUCUCAGGCAAAGGAGAUGUUAGAUCAUUUAGAAAGUGUCUUAGCAAAUGAACCUGUUGCUGUGAAGAGUGGUCAGUUUAUUGUAGAAGUUAAACCCCAGGGAGUCAGCAAAGGCCUUGUUGCAGAAAAGAUCUUUGCGUCAAUGGCUGAGAAUGGGAAACGAGCUGAUUUUGUGCUAUGUAUUGGUGAUGAUAGAUCUGAUGAGGACAUGUUUGAAAUAAUUGGUAAUAACACAGUGUCAGGAAAUAUCCUUUCUGCUAGCAAUUCAGUGUUUGCUUGCACAGUUGGGCAAAAGCCAAGCAAAGCUAAAUAUUAUUUGGAUGAUACUGCUGAAGUGAUAAUUAUGCUGGAGUCUCUUGCUGAAGCCUCUGAUCCUACAAUUUCAUCUGAAGAAGAAAAUGAAAUCUCUCCUUGAAAUCUCCAUCAGGUUUUCCUCUUUGGACAAAAGUUGAGUUUCGUUUCUUCAGUAAUUCCAGAUUAGGGCAGAGGCAUAUGACCAUAUUUGGUUUGUUGGGUGAGUCUGGAGUAACAGUUCAUCCUUUUCUCUUUUGAAAUUCCCUUUAUAGUUCUGCAUUUUUUGCCGACAAAAAUCCAUCUUCUGAUUGUAAAAAAAAAAAAACGAAAAAAAGAAGAAAAAGAAAAAGAAGAAGCAACUGUAUUUCUAUUCAACAUCAUGCAAAUUUAGGACAAAGUGGAAACUUUGGAACUGGGGAAACGAAUCUUUGUUCAGUUCAGAUAUCAAGUGCCUUGUUGGAAGAGUGUUGGGCCGUAAUAUUGAGUGAUUGAUUGUGAGGAACAUCUGUAGUGUGGAUUAUUCAGUCAGAAUAAAUCAGGAGGAUCAUGACCUAGUUUUACGUUUCAGUUUUGAGUUGAUUCUGAUUUUGUAUGAAAUCAAAAGCAAUUGCUCUCCAUGGGAAGAUUUUUUGAAAUAUCUUUUGAUACUUUCUGAUUUUAUGCAGGAAAAAAGAUGCAAGUUGAAAACUUGAAUGUAAGAAAUCUCAAAUUGAAAUCAUGUUAAGAAGUUCCAGAAUCUUCAUUGUUUAGAAUUAAUCUGCUGAAUUUUGUGGGUUCAUGUGCAAAAAAAAUUAGAGCUUCUAUUGCAUACAUCUGUGUGUAAGACUCUAUUGGAAUUUGAAAUGAGUGGCACUAUUUUCUUACAUCAGAGUCCUUGGAGUGCUGUUCGAGGCAAUUCUCAUUCAGUUUCAUUGGGUUGGCAGUACAACAUGAUCAGUCCGAAUGGGCAGGGGAGAGAUAUGGUCAGGCUAUGACAUACAAGAUGGAUUAGUUGGUUGAUGUAAUGUCCAAUCAACUUUUACGGUUGACUAUGCAAUUGAAAUUUUGCUCUCACUCCUUCUCUAUCUCUCAUUCUUGCUUGGUUUUUUUUCCUUCUUGUUUUCAUUUGUAGAAUUUUCAUUUCUGUACAUUUUAGGCAACUAGUUUCUGUAGUUCAAAAUGCUGCCCGACUCUUUAAAUAGAAACUGUGUUAUAGCCUGGUUGUAGUCUGGCAUAUUAUUUUCCUACAACCUUGAUUCAUUUGAGAAAUGCUAGCAUUGCAAAGGAAGAACCCUAUCGGUACCCUGGUGACAAAUGUAACUAUAUUUGUGUAAUGAGAGAGGAAACUAGACUUCUUCUGAGAAAUUUCAUGGAUAAUUUCUGUUUUUUGAGUAAAAAAAUUAGUUGAAGUUUGUGGAUUUGAUUGCUUAAUAUAUGGUUAUGGAUUGUUUAAUGA
This is a messenger RNA of Malania oleifera, 4372 nucleotides long. RefSeq names its product probable alpha,alpha-trehalose-phosphate synthase [UDP-forming] 7. The record is from RefSeq and is a predicted model, not a curated record. Gene Ontology annotation, biological process: trehalose biosynthetic process. Gene Ontology annotation, cellular component: cytosol. The coding region runs from base 488 to 3058 and encodes 856 amino acids. Gene Ontology annotation, molecular function: catalytic activity. The transcript has 5 exons. Lineage: Eukaryota; Viridiplantae; Streptophyta; Magnoliopsida; Santalales; Ximeniaceae.